ACUUACAUAUCAGAAAAUCAUAAGAAUUGAAAAUGCCUUCAGGUCCAAAGAAGAGAGCGGCUAGGAAAAAGCAAGCAGAAGCCCAACUUAUUCCCAGCACAGAUGGAGUGAGUGGCAGCUGCUGCAUUGUUAAAGAUGAAAAGAAGCCUAAUGAAAAUGAAACUCCUGAACAAGUCCCAGUUAUCAGGAGAACAGGGAGAGCUCGGCAACAGCCUUCUUAUUUGCAGGAUUACCAUUGCCACUUACCCAGCAAAACACUUGGCGACCUGUCCGAGGUUCUUGUCUGUGAUACUGGCAAUGCUGUUCUCCAUUUGGUUCCUAAUAAGGAAGAUGAGACAGACGAUAUUGAAUCAAGUGGCGGCGUGUUUGUGAACCCAUCUGAAUACCCUUUAGAACUGAAUAAUAAUAAUGCGAUUGAGGCAUAUGGUGGUGGUGUUGGAGAUGAAGUUGAAGUUUACAAGGUGGUGGAAAUGUUGGAGCAGAUUGAGUGUUUAGUGCAGGAGGUGAAAGGUCUUGUAACUAAGCACCAACAAUAAAUGUAAACAACCUUCUAGCUGGCUUACUAGUUGCUACGUAGUACUAUGCUGCUUGCUUAAAAUAUUUUGGUAUGUAUUAAAUUAAAGCCCCCUGGCUAGUAAGGUUUAGUUUU
Molecule: messenger RNA, 649 nt
Organism: Ipomoea nil (Japanese morning glory)
Lineage: Eukaryota; Viridiplantae; Streptophyta; Magnoliopsida; Solanales; Convolvulaceae
Exons: 2
Coding region: 33-536 (167 amino acids)
Source: RefSeq, a predicted model, not a curated record